Molecule: messenger RNA, 1784 nt
Organism: Hevea brasiliensis (rubber tree)
Lineage: Eukaryota; Viridiplantae; Streptophyta; Magnoliopsida; Malpighiales; Euphorbiaceae
Product: putative UDP-rhamnose:rhamnosyltransferase 1
Exons: 1
Coding region: 203-1606 (467 amino acids)
Molecular function (GO): UDP-glycosyltransferase activity
Source: RefSeq, a predicted model, not a curated record
UUGCUUCUCCAGCCUCUGUUCCAUUAGUUUUAAUGAAAAAAAAAAAAAAAAAACAUCACAUUGCGUAAGCAAACCUAAACAAACCAUAAAUGUAAAUUCGGAAAAUGCCAAGUCAAUAUAUGGUGGAGAAUACAAUGAAGAAAUAAGCCAAAAACCUCCAACAUAGCCUACAUACAUCUUUGCGGUUUGUGAUAGUUCUACAAUGGCAAAAAUUGCAAAAGAUCUUCAUGUAAUGAUGCUUCCGUGGUCCGCCUUUGGUCACCUGAUUCCAUUCUUUCAUCUCUCCAUAGCCUUGGCCAAAGCCGGAGUUAAAAUCUCCUUUGUAUCAACUCCAAGAAACAUCCAAAGACUCCCUAAAAUUCCUGCAAAUUUAGAGAUACUCAUAAACUUUGUUGAGUUUUCAUUGCCAACCUUAGAAGACGAAUCCCUACCAGAAGGAGCAGAGGCCACUGUUGAUAUUCCUCCUGAGAAAAUCGUGCCCCUGAAGAUUGCAUAUGAUCUCCUCCAACACCCCUUGAAGCAGUUUGUGGCCGACCAACGGCCUGAUUGGAUUGUCAUCGAUUUAAUUUCUCACUGGAUGGUGGAUAUUGCCAGAGAAAACAAAGUUCCUUUGUUGUAUUUCUCUGUUUUCUCUGCUUCUUCAUAUCUUUUUCUCGGCCAUCCUGGGUGCUUGGCCGGUGAUAGUCAAAAGAAGCUUCGGCCGUCAUGGGAGAGUAUGACUUCACCACCAGAGUGGGUUGACUUUCCUUCAUCCGUAGCAUAUCGGAAGCACGAGGCUAUCGGUGCUUUUGAAUGGAUCUAUGGAACAAAUGCUUCUGGUAUAUCAGAUGCUGAAAGGGUUGCCAAAAUAUUGAAUUCCUGCCAAGGCUUGAUUAUACGUAGCUGCCUGGAGUUUGAAGGUGAUUACUUGAACUCAUUGCACAAGGUAAUGGGAAAACCAGUACUUCCUUUGGGUUUGUUACCGCUAGAGAAACCAAAAACAAGAGAAAUCAGUGAUGGUUCAUGGGGUGAAAUCUUUAAUUGGCUUGAUCACCAGAAGCCCAAGUCGGUUGUUUUUGUAAGUUUUGGUAGCGAGUUUAAGCUAAGCAAAGAUCAAGUUUACGAGAUUGCCUACGGCCUAGAGCUAUCGGGAUUGCCAUUUUUGUGGGCACUAAGGAAACCCAGUUGGGCAAUUCUUGAUCUUGAUGCUUUGCCUCUGGGAUUUAGCCAACGAACAUGUGGAAAAGGGUUUGUUAGCAUCGGAUGGGCACCACAGAUGGAGAUUUUGGGACACCCAUCAAUUGGAGGGUCAUUGUUUCACUCAGGUUGGGGCUCUGUUAUUGAAACUCUGGAAUUUGGCCACAUUCUUAUUCUGUUACCAUUUAUCAUUGAUCAACCAUUGAAUGCAAGGUAUUUGGUUGAGAAGGGCUUGGGUGUGGAAGUGGAGAGGAGUGAAGAUGGAUCAUUUAGCAGGGAUGGCAUUGCCAAGGCUUUGAGACUAGCAAUGGUGUCGGAGGAAGGGAAAGAAAUGAGGGCACGUGCAAGUGAAGCUGCAGAGAUUUUUGGAAAUCACAAGUUGCAUCAGGAAUAUUAUAUUGGUAAAUUUGUGGAGUUCCUGAGAGGUUGAGGAAUAUCGAAAGAUUUUAUAAAGGCUUUUGUUAGAGGAUAUGGAAAUGGACUUGAAACACCUCCCGGGAAUAUCCUUGUGUUUUUAUUUAUUUAUUUUUGUCGAACACACUUAUUUUCCUUUCCCUUCCCACUUUCUCGUCAUUUGAAAUGGGUUACAACUGUUGGCCUUUUAGAUA